Anisakis simplex (herring worm) is the source of this 427-nucleotide messenger RNA. Lineage: Eukaryota; Metazoa; Nematoda; Chromadorea; Rhabditida; Anisakidae. The record is from the annotation of a GenBank genome assembly.
GAUUGUUUGUGAUUUUGAAUCACGAGAUUGCGGAUGGUCAUUCGAGAGUCCCGCACUGAAGUUCCCUCGUGAUGCGCGAAGUAAUUUCAAGAUAAUUGUGGGUAGUCGUGAUUCGAAACCAUCACAAACAAUCGCACAUCUACUUUCAGCACAUUUCGCAUAUUUCAAUGCUUCAAGAUAUCGUGAAGAACCGGCCAUGAUAAUCAGUCCUUACUAUCAACAUCUCUCCAUGCAGGUCUGUGAGCUACGAUUCAUCUAUCGUUUGUUCGGUGAGCCUGGUGCAGCUAUCGUUGUGACCACUCAACACCGGGCGCUGAAUGAUGCAAAUCGUUUCAUCGAUAACUACGAUUAUGAAGAUGAGACCGAUUGGACUAGGCCUACACUACAUUCCACUUUCAAUGUCCAACAUAGCUAUGUUGAUUCGUGA